CGGACUCGGGGCAGUCGCUAAGCAAUACUUAUCCCUGGUUGUAUAUCUUUCUUUACGUCUUCUGUAUACUUUCAAGAGGUUGCCUAUAUUGCAUGCAAGCUGCGCCUGUGAAUAAAAACAUGGGAUCGUGUGUUAUCAUUUUGUCGUUGUUUGUCUUCGGAUAUUCGGUUGGAGAAUGUAAACUUAGAUUUGUCACAAUGCCUCCCCUGUUUGAAAGACUACCAGCCGCCACUGCUUUGGAGAAAGUCUGUGAAUGUCCUUGAGUGGCCCAGCCAGAGCCCAGACCUGAAUCCAAUUGAACAUCUGUGGAAGGAGCUGAAAAUAGCUGUGUACCGAUGUUCCCCAUCCAACCUGACGGAGCUUGCAAGCAUAUGCCAAGAGGAAUGGGCAAAAAUGUCCAUAAACAAGUGUGCCAAGCUUGUAGCUUCUUUCCUAAGAUGCCUUGAAGCUGUAAUUGCUGCCAAAGGUGCAUCAACCAAGUAUUAGGCUAAGGUUAUAUCGCCAUGGAGACCGUUCUCCAAUCAAAGCCUAUCCAACAGACCCGUACCAGGAGAGUGCAUGGCCACAAGGUUUUGGACAGCUUUCUCGGGAAGGUAUGCAGCAGCACUUUGAGCUGGGCCAAUUUCUGAGAAAACGCUACACAGGUUUCCUGAGUGAAAACUACACUCGUUUUGAGAUUGCUGUACGAAGCACAGAUUAUGAUCGCACUCUGAUGAGUGCUGCCUCAAAUCUUGCUGGUCUUUACCCACCCAGUGGCUCACAGGUAUUUCAUCCUGGUUUGGACUGGCAGCCUAUACCAAUACACACAGUUUCACAGGAUGAGGAGAAGCUGUUGCUGUUUCCUAAAGCAAACUGCCCACGCUACCAAUUGCUCAUGAACGAGACAGAAAGAACAGAGAUCUUCCUCAAUAUAUCUAAGACUUACAAAGAUUUCCUGGAGAUGGUGGAGAAUAAAAGUGGGCUGAAUUCAACUUCUGUUGAGACAGCAUGGAGUGUCUACGACACACUUUUCUGCGAGAAGAAGCAUGGCCUAUCCCCUCCAGCCUGGGUGACUCCAGACGUUAUGAAGACACUGAAGCUGCUGAAGAACUUUGGCUUCCAAAUCAUGUUUGGCAUCUAUAAAAGAGAGGAAAAAUGUCGGCUACAGGGAGGUGUCUUGCUGGAUCAAAUAAUUAAGAACCUAUCAGCUGCUGCCACUUCCAACUCAAGUCAGCAACUGAAGAUGAUCAUGUAUUCUGGACAUGACACGACCGUUGUAGCACUUCAGGAGGCACUUAAUGUGUAUAAUGGAUUACAGCCACCAUAUGCUUCUUGCCACAUAUUCGAACUGCAUCAGGAUCACAAUGGAUCCUUCUCUGUGGCAAUGUUUUAUCGUAACGAUAGCUCUGUGGCUAAGCCAUACAAUUUAACUUUACCUGGCUGUGCCCAGCUGUGCCCACUGCAGGACUUCAUUCGACUCACACAUUCAGUUAUUCCAACAGAUUGGCACAAGGAGUGCCAGAUCAGCUCAUCUGCAAAUGAUAAAGAUGUGAUUGUUGGGCUGGCUGUCUGUGGCUUCAUUCUUCUGCUCCUCGUUGUAGUGUUGUUUGUUGCAUUGUGCCGUCAGAGUGAACCGGUCAUUGGUUACAGCCACAUUAGCAAUGAGAGUGAUGAUCACUCCUGACAGUCAUACCAGCUCCUGUGCAACACAAAGUCAUGGGAUCGUGCAAGCCUGUAAAAGACCAGUCACACACACCAGCAAGUACAACUAUACAAUCAACUGGAUUUUAUUAUGGAUAAUUUUUAAUCCUGACAUUAUAUUUUGAUAUGUGUGAUCUUUCUUUUAUACUGUAGAACAUAACCGGUUUAACUGGUUUCCCAAUUUUCCCCUGAUUUUCUCCCUAAUUUGGCCAGUUCCUACCCUCCAGCAAGCUCUUCUAUGUGAUAGUUACCAGCUAGGGAGGGCAAAAGUUAUUACAUGCUUCGUUCAAGGUUCAUGAAGCCAGCUAACUAUAUCUUUUCAAACUGCUGCUCCUACGUCAGGGGGCAGUGUGACACGCUCAGAGGAAAAUGCUAUCCUCUCACUACCGUAAACAUGAGCUCACAGAUGCCCAUGAUUGACUAGUCUUGCUGUGCCUGAUGGGGUGAAAGAGUAUUCCACCCCUUCCUUCCUGAGAGCACAGCCAAUUCCCAGCUCCCAACCACACAUGCCUAUGGCAUCAUUCGGAUUUGAGCUUGCAAUAGAGAGCAUUCUUUGAGUCCAUCGUUUGUUUACACUUCUCAAAAAAAGAAAUCUGAUGUGUGACACUUGUUUAUUUUUUGAUUGUUUAAUUGUUAUAUUGGAAUGAUCUUGUGAUGUGCUAAAAUAAUUACCAAAAUGUAUGCCAUUUUUUUCUGUCCAUGUCUUUCCUCAUAUCUGUUGUACAGCUUUUCUCUCCCAGCCUCAGCAUAUGCUUUUGUUGGGUUAAGACACUUUUGUGGUUUAUAUACUUACCAUCCCCUUAAUUAGGAACAUCUGUACACCUGCUCUUUCGUGCAAUUAUCCAAUAAAACAACCAUGUGGUAGCAGUACAAUGCAUAAAAUCAUGCCGAUACAUGUCAAGAGUUUCAGUUUAUGUUCACCAAUCAUUAGAAUGGGGAAAAUGUGAUCUCUGUGACUGUAGCAUGGUUGUUGGUGCCAGAAGGGCUGGUUUGAGUAUUUCAGAAAUUGGUAAUCUCAUGGGGUUUUCAUAGACAACAAUCUCUAGAGGGCACAGAAUGAUGUAGAAAACAAAAUAAAAUCCAGUGAGUUAAGAAGCAGCCUUUAUUUGUCACAUGCACACUCGAACACAGUGAAAUUUGUCCUCUGCAUUUGACCCAUCUGGAGCAAUGAACACACACAUGGAAACACACAAGUGAACAGUGAGCACAGACAUACCCAGAGCAGUGAGCAGCUAUGCUAUAGCGUCCUGGGAGCAGUUGGGAGUUAGGUGCCUUGCUCAAGGGCACUUCAGCCCAAGGCCACCCCAUGUUAACCUAACUGCAUGUCUUUUGAGUUUUAGUUCUGCUGGUGGAAACACCUUAUUAUUGAGAGAACUCAGAGAAUGGCUAAACUAAUUUGAGCUGACAGGAAGGCUAUGGUACCCACUCUUUAUUCAAAUGUGGUGAGCAGAAAAGCCACAGUACAUGGCACCCUUUUUAAUGAAGAACAUGAAUCUGAGGCUAUAUUGGGCACAGGUGCACCGAAACUGGAUAGUUGAAGAUUGGAAAAGAAAAAACGUUACUUGAAGGUUUAAUGAAACUUGUCUGUGGGUUAAGCCUUAAUAUUUUUCUUUCCUGCAGUAUUGCACUAAUGUGGCUGUAAGACCAGUUUUUAGUGUUUUGAAAAAACACUUCCAUAUGUUUUACUAUCUGGGCAGCACGGUGGUGUAGUGGUUAACACUGUCACCUCACAGCAAGAAGGUCCUGGGUUCGAGUCCAGCGGCUGGCGAGGGUCUUUCUGUGUGGAGUUUGCAUGUUCUCCCAGUGUCUGCGUAGGUUUCCUCCGGGUGCUUCAGUUUCCCCCACAGUCCAAAGACAUGCAGGUUAGGUUAAUUUAUGGCUCUAAAUCGACCGUGAGUGUGAAUGGUUGUUUGUCUCUGUGUCAGCCCUGCGAAAACCUGCCAACUUGUCCAGGGUGUAGCCCGCCUCUCGCCCAUAGUCAGCUGGGAUAGGCUCCAGCUUGCCUGCGACCCUGUAGAACAGGAUAAGCACCUACAGAUAAUGGAUGGAUAGAUGUUUACCAUCUUCUCUAGUCAUAAAUUUUGGACAGUGAUUGUGGCUAUGCAAGUUUUAAUAUUAAACCAAAUUUAAUCAGGAAACACUGUCCUUGUAUUAGGAAAAGCCAAUAGAUAGAUAGAUAGAUAGAUAGAUAGAUAGAUAGAUAAAUUCAGUCAGACCAAAUGUUCAGGCAUGUGAGUUUCCUAACAAAAGGUUGUUAAAAGAGGUUGUAAAUGUGUUUCUAGAUCAAUAAAUAGUUUUGUUCCAACAUCUAAGAAAUAAUGUUUGGUAGAUUUUACAUGUUAAAAAUUAACCACUGACUGCAUUAUGUCCCCACAUACAACACCUAAAAGAUAUACCUGCUCCAAGGUAGAUAGGUCAUUAAACAAGUCAAAGUAUCAGAUUUUGUAAUGCGUUUUCAAGCUUAUCAUUGUGAUGCCAAAUGCUUUUAUUUGUAUAUUUAUAAAUGUUUGGUGAUUAGUUUGUGUAUUUAACUGACUCACUGACUGUCAGAAAUAGUACUUUUCAUUGAAAAUGAAUCGUUUGUCAGUGGGAUAUCCAGCUUUGAUAGAAAAAAAAAAGAUUUUGCAAACAAUAUUCCAGCUUGAUAACAAUCUGUAGAGCUUGUGGUUGUGUUGUUCCCCCUUUGAUUUUCAUGGCCUUAUGUUUUAAAUGCCACCAUUGCCUUUGCAAAUUAAUCCAGGUAAAUAAAAUUUUGAAAUCAAAAA
Neoarius graeffei (lesser salmon catfish) is the source of this 4445-nucleotide messenger RNA. RefSeq names its product acid phosphatase 2, lysosomal (gene acp2). Gene Ontology annotation, cellular component: lysosome. Gene Ontology annotation, biological process: lysosome organization; dephosphorylation. Gene Ontology annotation, molecular function: acid phosphatase activity. NCBI's taxonomy places the organism in Eukaryota, Metazoa, Chordata, Actinopteri, Siluriformes, Ariidae. Bases 596 to 1663 code for a protein of 355 amino acids. The record is from RefSeq and is a predicted model, not a curated record. The transcript has 12 exons.